Tribolium castaneum (red flour beetle) is the source of this 1982-nucleotide messenger RNA. It is a transcript of the gene Nag3, whose product is annotated as beta-N-acetylglucosaminidase NAG3. Lineage: Eukaryota; Metazoa; Arthropoda; Insecta; Coleoptera; Tenebrionidae. Gene Ontology annotation, cellular component: lysosome; plasma membrane. The record is from RefSeq and is marked provisional. Gene Ontology annotation, molecular function: beta-N-acetylglucosaminidase activity. The transcript is spliced from 2 exons. Gene Ontology annotation, biological process: ganglioside catabolic process; carbohydrate metabolic process; glycosaminoglycan metabolic process. Bases 10 to 1758 code for a protein of 582 amino acids.
UCAACAAUAAUGUUGGUAGUGUUUGUGGUGUGUUGCCUUCUGCUAAUGUUUAGCUACACCGACAACGUCUCAAGCACCAGAACCAAAUACUUGCGGACCAAUUUCCCAAACUUUUACAAUGACUUUGAGGUGCAGCGAUACACUUGGAAGUGCGAAAACCAAAAAUGCGUCAAAUAUCUAGUUGAGGACGAGGAAACUUCCCUGGCAACUUGUAACAUGUUGUGCUCCGAACCGGCAAUUUGGCCGAAACCCGUUCAUAUUAAAUUGACAAAUCGCGAAUCGUCGAUUAUCGAUAAAACGAAAAUUUCUUUCAACUUUUCUCAAGGUCCCGUGAAGAUUAUGUUGCAAAAUGCUACCGAUUUAUUCAUAAAAAGCCUUGAAUCUUUAAAACCAGGAAACCAGUCCACGCCUGGAAUUAAAUUAAGCAUAAAUAUAAUUCUGUCUGAUCCUAAUACCAACAAGCUGAAAUUGAAUACAAAUGAGAGUUAUGAGCUAACAGUCCUGAAGAGCGAUUCCCUCGCUGUUCGGCUUUCCGCGGCGAAUUUUUUCGGCGCCAGACAUGGGCUGGAAACACUAAAUCAAUUGAUUUGGUUCGAUGAAGUGGUUAACGAGCUGCGAAUUCUACACGGUGUUGAGAUAAGAGAUUAUCCCAAAUUUCCUUAUCGGGGAGUGAUGAUUGACACCGCCCGCAAUUUUUUCCCGGUUGAUUUAAUUCGAAAAGUUGUUGAUGGAAUGGCAAUGGCUAAAUUAAACGUCCUGCAUUUGCAUCUGACCGAUGCGGUUAGCUUCCCUAUAGUUUUGCCUAAAGUGCAAGAACUGGCUCGGUUUGGUGCUUACGGACCUGAUAUGAUCUACACACCCCAAGAUAUUAGAGACUUGUUACAAUAUUCCCUAGUUCGAGGAGUGCGACUGUUGCUGGAAGUCGACGCUCCAAGUCAUGUCAACGCCGGUUGGAGUUUCCUCCAAGAAGGAGCGAACAAAUUUGUGAUUUGUGGCGAAAGUGAUAUUUUUAACGGACAUUUAAACCCCGACAACGACGAGGUUUUGCAAGUUCUGGAAGACAUUUACAGCGAUUUGUUAGAUUUAACUGACAAUAAUGAGUUGUUCCAUCUUGGGUCUGACGAAGUUAACUUGACGUGUUGGCAAGAUACCAAAAGUGCCAAUAAAAUUGCAAUGAAGCUGUUUUGGGCCCAAUACACGAAUAAAAUGAUCGAUCGGCUUAAAAACGCAAAUAACAAUGAACUGCCAGAACAUGUAAUCAUGUGGUCAAGCCCUUUGACCGAAUCUCCCUAUUUUGAGAAACUAGACGUGAAGGUAACAGUGCAAUUAUGGCUCGGAGACCCUAGCAGUGUCCUAUCGCACGGCCACCGUGUCAUUUACUCAACCGUGGGCCAUUGGUACUUGGACUGCGGUUUCGGCCCAUGGAAGCCCAGCAUGCACGGUGGGGUGUGCGACCCAUACACCCCAUGGCACACGUUUUACGACUAUAGGCCAUGGGUCCAGCACGGCCACCAGGAGCUGGUGCUGGGCGGUGAGGUGUGUCUGUGGUCGGAGCAAGUGGGUCCAGAUUCUUUGGAAACUAGGAUUUGGCCCCGAAGUGCAGCUUUCGCUGAGCGCAUCUGGAGCGACCCUUCAGCUGGGGAUGAUUACGAUAUUUACACAAGACUUGUGUCGUUUAGUGAUAGACUCAAGAGUCGAGGAAUUAGAACGGCGGCGAUUUGGCCGCUGUGGUGCUCGCAGAACCCGGGCAAGUGUUGAUCUGGUCUCACGGGAACUCAUCUUCGGGGCAGAUAAACAAUGCGGGCCCUUCCGUUUCCGCAAAAGUUGGAGCACUCGCAGCGCACUCAGCGCCCUGUGUGGUGUGCGCCCAUCAUAAACAAGCAAAACAUUCGGUGUGUGGUGAAGUGGCUAUUAUUGGGGUGGAGUGUUUGUGGCAAUUUUUUACUACCAAUUUUACGAAAUAUACUUAUUUAUUGAAAAAA